This is a messenger RNA of Trypanosoma grayi, 657 nucleotides long. RefSeq names its product putative 60S ribosomal protein L19. Gene Ontology annotation, cellular component: ribosome; cytosolic large ribosomal subunit. Gene Ontology annotation, molecular function: RNA binding; structural constituent of ribosome. Gene Ontology annotation, biological process: translation. The annotation marks the transcript as partial. The transcript has a single exon. The record is from RefSeq and is a predicted model, not a curated record. Lineage: Eukaryota; Euglenozoa; Kinetoplastea; Trypanosomatida; Trypanosomatidae.
AUGGUGUCGCUGAAGCUGCAGGCUCGCUUGGCUGCGGACAUCCUCCGCUGCGGUCGCAACCGUGUGUGGCUGGACCCCAAUGAGGCGAUGGAGAUCCAGAACGCAAACUCGCGCAAGAGUGUGCGCAAGCUGAUCAAGGAUGGUCUUGUCAUCCGCAAGCCUGUCAAGGUGCACUCGCGCUCCCGCUGGCGUCACAUGAAGGAGGCGAAGAGCAUGGGCCGCCACGAGGGAACUGGCCGCCGUGAGGGUACCCGCGAGGCGCGCAUGCCGAGCAAGGAGCUGUGGAUGCGCCGUCUGCGCAUUCUCCGCCGCCUGCUGCGCAAGUACCGCGAGGAGAAGAAGAUCGACCGCCACAUUUACCGCGAGCUGUACACCAAGGCGAAGGGCAACGUGUUCCGCAACAAGCGCAACCUUAUGGAGCACAUCCACAAGGUGAAGAACGAGAAGAAGAAGGAGCGCCAGCUGGCUGAGCAGCUUGCGGCGAAGCGCCUGAAGGAUGAGCAGAACCGCCACAAGGCCCGCAAGCAGGAGCUGAAGAAGCGCGAGAAGGACCGCGAACGUGCGCGCCGCGAGGAUGCCGCCGCCGCUGCUGCCGCCAAGUUGAGCGCUGCCGCCAAGAAGGCCGCUGCACCUGCUGGCAAGAAGGGCGUGAAGGCU